Molecule: messenger RNA, 882 nt
Organism: Rhincodon typus (whale shark)
Lineage: Eukaryota; Metazoa; Chordata; Chondrichthyes; Orectolobiformes; Rhincodontidae
Product: transforming growth factor, beta 3
Exons: 3
Biological process (GO): regulation of cell population proliferation; BMP signaling pathway; SMAD protein signal transduction
Cellular component (GO): extracellular region
Molecular function (GO): cytokine activity; type III transforming growth factor beta receptor binding; type II transforming growth factor beta receptor binding
Source: RefSeq, a predicted model, not a curated record
GGAUCGAUGACUAUGAAUUCACAGACAGUGGGGAUCUGGGCAGACUGACCAAACGGAAGGAGCCAAAGCUGGUGCACAUGGGUCCGACAAACCCCCACCUGAUCCUCAUGGUGCUGCCCCCACACCGUCUGGACAACAAGCAGCAACACAGCCACCGCAAGAAACGGGCACUGGACACAGCUUAUUGCUUCAGGAACGAUGAAGAUAAUUGUUGUGUGCGUCCUCUCUAUAUCGACUUCAGACAGGACCUCAGAUGGAAAUGGAUACAUGAGCCCAAAGGAUACUAUGCAAAUUUCUGCGCAGGUCCCUGCCCAUAUCUACGCAGCACCGAUACCCAGCACAGCACGGUUCUGGGACUGUACAACACAUUAAACCCAGAAGCAUCAGCGACCCCAUGUUGUGCUCCUCAGGACCUCGAGCCUCUUACCAUCCUGUACUAUGUUGGUCGAACACCCAAAGUGGAACAGCUGUCCAACAUGAUUGUCAAGUCGUGUAAAUGUAGCUGAGAUCCCUUGCGUUGUGUGUCAGUGCAGCUGGGUGGUGAGGUUUGCAUGUUUAGGUGCGCAAGGGAUAGGGGUGUAUGUGUACAAGGAACCUGUGUGUGUAUGUGUCUGAGGUCUGUUUGAGUAAUGUACGUGUGAGCAGCCUGAGACCUGAAAAGCCACUGUCCUGUUGGUGCAGGCUGGAGAGAGAUGGUCCCUGGCUGAACUGGCAGGAGAAACUCAACAAAGACAAAAAGGGGAAACGUCUGAGGAAGAACCUCAAAUCUGAAUCACCCGAGACCAGAGUGGGACGGAGUGACCGAUUGUCCAAUCACGCUGUGCUGAUGGGUCUUUGAGCUGUGUCCUUGUUGUGGAUUUUAUGGACAACAAACAGAUGGAA